UUUAUAAGCGUGCUCCUUCAUCCACCGACGAAGGUGGAUCGUUGACUUGUGAACUAUAGGAAAAACGAGAGUUAGGUACGAGCGAAAAAAGUACAUUGCGUCGUUAUCCGAGCUGACGUGAUUUUCAAUAAUUAUUCUCGCGUAAAUUGCAAAGUAUGAUAUUUAUGUGUACGUGAUAUUUAUUUGUUGAUCUAGUGCAAAUAUCGAAUAAGAAAAAGAGUUUAAUUAAUACGUACUGUUGGAAUUAAUACGCACUAAUUAACGUGAGACUUAGCAAGAGACUGUGGAGAAGAUUUUCCUUUUAAGAUUUCGCUUCUGAAUAUCACAACGAUCUGAUUUUGAACAUGUUGAAUAUUCGAUCAGCUGAGAAUUAGAAACGAAGACAUUCAGAGUAGAUGACAGUCGAGGAACAUCGCACGAGAGAUAAAGAUUUGACGAGAUGAAAUUGUUUGCGCGACCAAAAUGCUUCUCCGAAGCGAUAAGCUUGGUGACAACUGUCAGCUGUCUCUUAGGACUUCGUGUUUUUGAAUAUCCCCGCGGUCAUCCAAGACCUAUACUCAGUUUCAUCUAUCUUUUGUUUCUUUAUGGCAUUUACUGCAGUGGCUCGGUAGGCAUGGAAAAAAAAUACUAUGCAAACGUUAAACUGAUGAAACUGGAAUAUGUUCUGUAUCGAUUAUUGUCGUACAUUAUUAUUAUGUCUGUGAUAGUCAAGAUGUUAUUGGGCUGGUGGCAUACAAAGAAAUUCAAAGUUUGUCACAAAAAGAUUUUUGAGAUCGACGAAACAUUACGACAGCUUGGAUUAUCGGUGAAUUAUAACAGAAUAUAUUAUGCGACAAUCGGAACGAUAAUCAUUUGGAUUACAGGCUCCUUUAUAAUGUGCAUCGUGGUUUUCAUUCACUUACACAUACGUAUAGACUUAUUUAGUUCAAUUUAUGUUAUACUUGUAUAUACAUAUUCGAUGGCUGUCAACUCUAUUAAUAUUUUCGAAUUCUAUAUAUUUGUGAGAUGCUUACAAAUGAAAUUCGAAUUAGUCAACAAACUGUUGUGUAAAAGUGUAAUAAAUUUAUCGAUGAAAAAGAUGAAAUUGGGCAUCUUUGAAAUGAAAGAUUAUACCCAACUUAUGAAUACCGAGAAACGGAAGCAUAUUCCCCUUAUGAAAACGUUAUCUCAAUGGCGUCAGCAAGUGCAGUCUCGCAGAAGAAAUAUUUCGAUAUUAGAGAAGCAAAAUCCGGUUGUAUCUCACAUUCAAUCUCAAUUCGAAAAACAAUCAAAAAAUCAAUUUAGGAAGCAUCCCACGAUGACAAGAUGUCAAGAACGUAAAUAUCUGUUACAAAUAAUCAAACAGGUGCAUCUAGAAUUAUGUAAAGUAUCGAAAAUAAUAUGCACUAUUCUCGGAGUGCAGACUGCUUGGGAAAUAGCAGUAAUUACUAUGUUUCUCACUGGUGCUCUUUAUAAUUUAUACGUUCGAUACAUAAUGCAACAACAUAAAGUCAAAGGUUUAGCAACGCAAACCUCUAUGACGUUGGCAUUGUCUUUUCUUUAUAUUGUGAAAGCCGUUUCUUUAAAUUACGUUUGCAAAAAUGCGGCCGAAGAGGGAAAUAAAACUAUUGAAAUUAUUCACGCGAUUUAUGGAUGCGACGCAGACAUCGAUAUGCAGGAAGAGAUUCAACAAUUUGGUAUUCAAAUUUUGCAAAGUCCGGUGAUAUUCACCGCGUUUGGGCUUACUUUGAAUCAUCGUGUCUUAAACAUGAUUUUUAAAACUGUAACUAUUUACAUGGUUAUCAUGCUACAAGUGAGCAACUCGCUAGAAUCAAAUAAUGCUAUAGACUUUACACAUUCGACGAAGGCGAAGGGCGCCAUCGUUUGUUGUUAUCGUCGAAAUCAGCGAGGGGUAGAUCCCCGAUCAUCCACGAAGAUGUUCGAGCCGAAAACCUUGCAAGAGAUGACCAUGCCACUUUUAGUGGCGAAUAUCAUAGUCGGUAUGGGAUUUUGGACCAGCAAGAGAGGCAGGCUUCUAAACAUCGUGUACUCGGUGAUCUGCCUGGUGACUUACUGCUCUCUAAUGAAGCUGUCGAUGACAUAUUUUAAUGACUAUUAUCGCCACAAAGCGAACAAGCUCGGCAACAUGACGUUCCAAGCGAUCUUCUACGCCAACAUCUGCAUGACGGUGUGCCUCAUCCCUUGCGGCUGGUUGAGGAGAAAGCAUAUGAAGGCAGCAAUGAUGCGUAUUCUAAUGUGUGAGAAAACUAUGGAGCAAAUGGGAUUACAGAGAAACUAUCGAAAAUUGUAUCUGAAUCAGCUUUACGCUCUCAUAUUCGUCGUUGUGAUAUUCAUCACAUUCAUAGUCGUCAAUUACGACGGAAUGUUCAUGGAAAAUACGCCCGUGCAUAUUAGACUUAUCCUUAUAGGCGCCGGAACUUAUCCCAUUAUUUUACUCUACGUGAGCGACGUAUCGUUCUUGCACUGGGUCAGAUACUCCAAGAUACGAUUUGAGCAGCUGAACAAUCUGCUGCAAGGCAUGCUAACAACCACGCCUGAUUCGCCUCAGCACAAGAGGGUGCUGAAAAUGAAGGACGAGUGGAACAAGACUUUUAUUGCAUCCGCGACGCAGCAAGAUCGUAGGACCAAGGACAAUACCGACACUAUGAGGGCCGUGAAGCAAGUUCAUUUAGAAUUAAUCAAAUCAACCAGGAGUACGAAUGAAGCUUAUGGCAUACAGAUACUUCUUUCCAUGACGAUAUCGUUUGUAUUUAUCACUAGUCUGCUGUACUACGCUUACUCAAUUUUUUCGUUAAAUCUUAGCAGAGAAGUAUUUCGACAAGAAAUGAUACCGGUUGUUGGUUGGAUUCUGUUUUAUUCAUCGAAAGUCCUCGUCAUAAAUCAUAUGUGCGCCAUGGCGAGCAUUGAGGCUGCGAACACAGGAGAUAUAAUCUGUGAGUUGUACGAGCCAUCGACCAGCAAAGAAUUUCGUGCAGAGAUACGGGACUUCACUCUGCAGUUGAUACAGAACCCGUUAAUCUUCACGGCGUGCGGAUUCUUCAAUCUAGAUCACACAUUUAUUCACGGGGUUAUUGGCUCGGUCACCACGUACCUUGUGAUUCUCAUCCAAGUCGGAGAUUUGGAACCAAAGUCAACAAAUUCUACAAGAUACAACGGAACAAAUUUGACUAUGACCGAUAUGUUUACGACCGCUUCUUAUCCAUAAGGGCAAAUUUCGCGCAUUUUUUAUUUUUCCAUUAUUUCGUAUAAAUUUUUUGAAGAUUUGAUGAAGUAUGCAUGAUCGUGAAUUUAUGAGUGCAUAUACUUUGUGUGCGUUUGCGUGAUGCAGAGACGAAAUAAAGUUAAUUUUUUUUUUUAUUGGGCUGUACCUUUCAUAUACUAAUAUAAUAAUAUAUUUGAACACAUUAAAAUAUAAUUUAUUUAUAUAUAAAAAAGCAAAAAUAUAACUAACCCGUUACAAUCCAUGCAGCAAAAUAUAUCUGAGAUAUAAUCAGAUAUCUUUGUGUUUACAAUUUUAAAUCAAUUUUAAAAUAUAUUAUUGUCAAAUAUUCAUAAAAUAUUUAUAAGACAUCAUUACUUGAUAUCACGUAUUAUCUGUAAAAGAAUAUCUCUGCAACAUUUUCAUAUAAUAUGGUCGGUAUUAACAGUUUUAAACUAGUUUAAAUACUUUUAAAUUAGUUAUCUCAGAAAUAUUCUUAAGAUACUUGAUAAUGCAACAGAUAUUCUGACAUAUAAAUAUUUUCAAGAUAUCUCUGUGAUACAUUUUGCUUUAUAGGAUUUAAAUAACAAAAAAUUGUUAUUACUUGUUUUAUAUAAUAACAAUUUAGCAAUAACGUAAAAUUUUUUAUAAUAGUAAUGAUAACGAUCUAUUUGUUAAAUGUUAUUUCUUCAACCUUGGCUGUA
This is a messenger RNA of Monomorium pharaonis (pharaoh ant), 3903 nucleotides long. RefSeq lists its product as uncharacterized. NCBI's taxonomy places the organism in Eukaryota, Metazoa, Arthropoda, Insecta, Hymenoptera, Formicidae. Gene Ontology annotation, biological process: sensory perception of taste. The transcript is spliced from 14 exons. Gene Ontology annotation, cellular component: neuronal cell body; dendrite; axon. The record is from RefSeq and is a predicted model, not a curated record. Bases 440 to 3205 code for a protein of 921 amino acids.